AACAUUUCAUUAUUUUAUUUUAUUGGAUGGACGCCAUUUCUGAUACGACAGCUGUGUUUGCGGGACUAAAAUAGUUCCAUUAUUUUCACUGUUCAUUUGGAUAGUUUUUGUUUUAACGUAGCAUUUAUUUUCUCCCUAGUUGAGAAAAUAUUUUGGCUAUGUCGGAACAGGUGGAAAUUAAGCCUGAUGCUUUGCCAGAUUUAGAUGAUUUAUUGCAAUGUCCCGUGUGUUAUGAGAUUCCGUCGGGACAAAUUUUUCAAUGUAAUGAAGGACACCAUGUAUGUGGACGAUGCAAAAUGCGCCUGGAUGUGUGCCCGGUAUGCAGGGCCUUGUUUUUUGGUACACGUAAUUAUGCUAUGGAAGAACUGAUUGCCAAUGUUAGAAAACUGAGGGCAUUUAAACUUGGUGGUAAAGUCACUACAGAUACCGGCUCUGGAAAUAAAUCAUCUAAACUAAACGCAAAUGAAGUACCUGAAACUGAAAGCGUAGUUGAUGAUGCAAGCGAGCCAUCUAGUCAUUCUGCGUUGAGACCACCACAAGCUUGUAAAGGUCUUUUCCGUUGUCUCUCGUGCAAGAGUUCAAAAGGAAUAAGAUUCCCUGCAGCUCGCUUGCUCAAUCAUCUGCGUUAUUACCACUCUCCUGAACUUAUUGAGGGCAAAUCUGAAAAUGGUGAAUAUGUGCAAGCCUGGCAAUUUUCUACAGUCCCUGGAAGAAUUGUUACUGCAGUUCGAGUAGCAGACAUGGGAAUUUUCUUUUUGAUAAUUGAUAUUGGCACUGAUACAUUUAGUGCGUGGCUGUCCAUGGCUGCAUCUCCUUGGGUUGCCCAUGAAUUUUCCUAUACUAUAACUAUUUCUGGAAAUGACAGAGAGGCAAUUUUCUCUGAUUGUGUAUGGUCGGUCAGAUCGUGUGAAGGCUCUCUGAAGAAACGUGGACAUUGCCUCACAGUAAAUGGGCUCGACGCUAGAGCAUUGGUAGCACCUCCUUCGAUUUGUGGUAAACUGUCUGUGCGUCGUACGCCACCUGAUCAACUAACUACCCAAACUCAACCACGCGCUGUUCUGCGAGUAGCCAACAGAGUUAACAAUCGUGAAAAUACACACACACAUGCUCAUGAUCUGGAGCCUUUCUUACAAGACUUACAAAAUGACGUAGCUAGGCUCUCCCGAGCAUUUGCAACGCUCGGACGUGAAGCUAACGCUCUGGUACGUUCUGAAGCAGAAAUGCGAGCUAGAAUCGAAAAUAGACACUCUGGUACAAACGAACGCGCUAGCUCAUCUGAGAGGGAAAAUCCUGUAGAAAAUAAUCAGGCCGACAUCAGUACCGAACGUGCUCCACUCUCACGUAACGCGCGUAGGCGUAUGCGGCAGCGAUUGAGAGCCGCUCUAAACGCCCCGCAGCCUCCGGUGUCCGCACCUCGAGCUGUCAAUGGUAGCCUAUCGCCAGCCGACUGGCAGAAUGGUCCUACCAAUAAUGCUAAUGUCCAACGUCACGUCUUGUCUGGGUUGGGUGCAUUGCAACAGCCACCAGUGCCGCCACCAGUAGCACCGACGACCGGGGCACCGCCUCCGCCUGUAGCCCCGCAGUCGUCUAGUGGAACACCCACUCAAUCUCAAAACGGAAACGUGCGCGCCAACAAAAAAAAGCGACGUCAUCGUAGAUAAAUUAACUUUACGUUUAUUUAGUUAGGUGUCUAUUAAUGAAAUUGUAAACGCAAUAAGUUUACUGUAUUAAUGGUGUAUUUUAUCAAUUUGACUGCUCUUUGAGUCUCAUAACUUUGCUCUGGGGGCUACAUACAUUGUAGUAUAUGACUUCAUUUAGAUAUUUCGUCUUUUGACAAUUGCAAUUUUUGCGAGUGCUGUGAUAGUAUAUUGCAAGUCCAUGCAAUAUAAAUGGUUAACUACUUACUUACUUAACAUUUUCAUUGGUAUCCCCAGAGUGUUUUGUGAUUUAUAGAUACCCAUUAGGAUAAAUUGUUUUUAAGUUAAUUUCUGUUACGAAAUGCAUUUUGUGAAAUAUUUGACCAUGAUAUUUUAGGAAUAUCAAUUUGAAGUGUUUUAAUAAUAAUAAUUGACCAUGUGCUUGUUUUAAUCCUGUAUGUAAUCAUGAACUUAUUGUAGGACUAUUAUUACUAUUUAAUUAAUUACGAUAACUAUUAAUCAUUUAGACAAAAUAGUUAUAAUUAUAAUACAUAAAAAACUUACUUGUUUUUUUGUUCGUUUGAGGAUAACCACAUCCAUACUUUACACAGAAAUAACUCUGGAUCACUUGAAAUGAUAAUGGGUACUCGACAAUAAAGCACGUUUAUUAUUCGUUGUUUUCAAUAUCUUUCAUAAAAACAAAAGUCCAUCUACACCCAUCUCGCGGAUUUUUAUGCCUUUCUAUAAUUUUGUACUACUGAUUACGUAAAAAUCACCUAGACUAUUGUAAGUACCAAAAAGUAGGCUCUGAUAGUACCAAUAGUGGUAGCUAAAGUAGGUAGGUAUUCUUUAAUUUAUUUUCGCGGUACAAGACGUGCUCUGCUAUGCUGUAUAUAUUGCAAUAAAAUUGACAUUUUAUGAUAUCUACGUUACACUCUGUGCUCUUUUAUUUACAGGCUUUUAACUACUUAAUUACUUUCUUUUUGAUAAACUGUAAGAAGUUACAAUUUCGUAACGUGGUAUUUCCACAUUAUGAAUUUUACACUGUAUAUGUCAGGGAAUAUAAAAACAAAAGUUAUGCAUAAAAAUUGGUUAUGGGUUACAACAAUUACUACAUUUGCUUUACCUAUCACAUUUAUUAUUUUAUGAAAUUUAAUUAAAUAUAAUUCUUAAUGAAUUUUAAAGUGUUUUUUUCUUGAGUAAAUUAUAGGUAUAGUACUUAUAAUAAUUAAUAUGUAUUAAUAUCGUGGUUAAUAAAAUAGUCUUCAAUAUAAUAAAGAUUGAAGGUCAAUCAUGUUUGUUUAAUUACCUAUGUACAACGAAACCUUUACAAUAAAUUUCGAGGAACAUAA
Molecule: messenger RNA, 2989 nt
Organism: Spodoptera litura
Lineage: Eukaryota; Metazoa; Arthropoda; Insecta; Lepidoptera; Noctuidae
Biological process (GO): multicellular organism development; proteasome-mediated ubiquitin-dependent protein catabolic process
Cellular component (GO): cytoplasm
Molecular function (GO): ubiquitin protein ligase activity; ubiquitin conjugating enzyme binding
Source: RefSeq, a predicted model, not a curated record